This is a messenger RNA of Knipowitschia caucasica, 3774 nucleotides long. Lineage: Eukaryota; Metazoa; Chordata; Actinopteri; Gobiiformes; Gobiidae. The record is from the annotation of a GenBank genome assembly.
AUGUGUUGUUGCGGUGCAGCAGAGGCAGUGGGUACAGAGGUGGGUACAGAGGUGGGUACAGAGGUGGGUACAGAGGUGGGUACAGUGGUGGGUACAGAGGUGGGUACAGAGGUGGGUACAGAGGUGGGUACAGAGGUGGGUACAGAGGUGGGUACAGAGGUGGGUACAGAGGUGGGUACAGUGGUGGGUACAGAGGUGGGUACAGAGGUGGGUACAGAGGUGGGUACAGCGGUGGGUACAGAGGUGGGUACAGAGGUGGGUACAGAGGUGGGUACAGCGGUGGGUACAGCGGUGGGUACAGAGGUGGGUACAGAGGUGGGUACAGAGGUGGGUACAGAGGUGGGUACAGAGGCAGUGGGUACAGAGGUGGGUACAGAGGUGGGUACAGAGGUGGGUACAGUGGUGGGUACAGAGGUGGGUACAGAGGUGGGUACAGAGGUGGGUACAGAGGUGGGUACAGAGGUGGGUACAGCGGUGGGUACAGAGGUGGGUACAGAGGUGGGUACAGAGGUGGGUACAGCGGUGGGUACAGCGGUGGGUACAGAGGUGGGUACAGAGGUGGGUACAGAGGUGGGUACAGAGGUGGGUACAGAGGCAGUGGGUACAGAGGUGGGUACAGAGGUGGGUACAGAGGUGGGUACAGAGGUGGGUACAGAGGUGGGUACAGCGGUGGGUACAGAGGUGGGUACAGAGGUGGGUACAGAGGUGGGUACAGCAGUGGGUACAGCAGUGGGUACAGAGGUGGGUACAGAGGUGGGUACAGAGGUGGGUACAGUGGUGGGUACAGAGGUGGGUACAGAGGUGGGUACAGAGGUGGGUACAGCGGUGGGUACAGAGGUGGGUACAGAGGUGGGUACAGAGGUGGGUACAGUGGUGGGUACAGAGGUGGGUACAGAGGUGGGUACAGUGGUGGGUACAGAGGUGGGUACAGAGGUGGGUACAGAGGCAGUGGGUACAGUGGUGGGUACAGAGGUGGGUGCAGAGGUGGGUACAGAGGUGGGUACAGAGGUGGGUACAGAGGUGGGUACAGAGGCAGUGGGUACAGAGGUGGGUACAGAGGUGGGUACAGAGGUGGGUACAGAGGUGGGUACAGCGGUGGGUACAGAGGUGGGUACAGAGGUGGGUACAGAGGUGGGUACAGAGGCAGUGGGUACAGAGGUGGGUACAGUGGUGGGUACAGAGGUGGGUACAGAGGUGGGUACAGUGGUGGGUACAGAGGUGGGUACAGAGGUGGGUACAGAGGUGGGUACAGUGGUGGGUACAGAGGUGGGUACAGAGGUGGGUACAGAGGUGGGUACAGAGGUGGGUACAGAGGUGGGUACAGUGGUGGGUACAGAGGUGGGUACAGAGGUGGGUACAGAGGUGGGUACAGAGGUGGGUACAGAGGUGGGUACAGCGGUGUGUUCAGAGGUGGGUACAGAGGUGGGUACAGAGGUGGGUACAGAGGUGGGUACAGAGGUGGGUACAGAGGUGGGUACAGCGGUGGGUACAGAGGUGGGUACAGAGGUGGGUACAGUGGUGGGUACAGAGGUGGGUACAGAGGUGGGUACAGAGGUGGGUACAGAGGUGGGUACAGUGGUGGGUACAGAGGUGGGUACAGAGGUGGGUACAGAGGUGGGUACAGUGGUGGGUACAGAGGUGGGGUACAGAGAUAGGUACAGAGGUGGGUACAGAGGUGGGUACAGAGGUGGGUACAGUGGUGGGUACAGAGGUGGGUACAGAGGUGGGUACAGAGGUGGGUACAGAGGUUGGUACAGAGGUGGGUACAGAGGUGGGUACAGCAGUGGGUACAGAGGUGGGUACAGAGGUGGGUACAGUGGUGGGUACAGCGGUGGGUACAGAGGUGGGUACAGCGGUGGGUACAGAGGUGGGUACAGUGGUGGGUACAGAGGUGGGUACAGAGGUGGGUACAGAAGUGGGUACAGCGGUGGGUACAGAGGUGGGUACAGAGGUGGGUACAGAGGUGGGUACAGCGGUGGGUACAGAGGUGGGUACAGAGGUGGGUACAGAGGUGGGUACAGAGGCAGUGGGUACAGUGGUGGGUACAGAGGUGGGUACAGAGGUGGGUACAGAGGUGGGUACAGAGGUGGGUACAGCGGUGGGUACAGAGGUGGGUACAGAGGUGGGUACAGAGGUGGGUACAGAGGUGGGUACAAAGGUGGGUACAGUGGUGGGUACAGAGGUGGGUACAGAGGUGGGUACAGAGGUGGGUACAGUGGUGGGUACAGAGGUGGGUACAGUGGUGGGUACAAUGAGGUGGGUACAGAGGUGGGUACAGUGGUGGGUACAGAGGUGGGUACAGAGAUAGGUACAGAGGUGGGUACAGAGGUGGGUACAGAGGUGGGUACAGUGGUGGGUACAGUGGUGGGUACAGAGGUUGGUACAGAGGUGGGCACAGAGGUGGGUACAGAGGUGGGUACAGCAGUGGGUACAGAGGUGGGUACAGAGGUGGGUACAGUGGUGGGUACAGCGGUGGGUACAGAGGUGGGUACAGCGGUGGGUACAGAGGUGGGUACAGUGGUGGGUACAGAGGUGGGUACAGAGGUGGGUACAGAAGUGGGUACAGCGGUGGGUACAGAGGUGGGUACAGAGGUGGGUACAGAGGUGGGUACAGCGGUGGGUACAGAGGUGGGUACAGAGGUGGGUACAGAGGUGGGUACAGAGGCAGUGGGUACAGUGGUGGGUACAGAGGUGGGUACAGAGGUGGGUACAGAGGUGGGUACAGAGGUGGGUACAGCGGUGGGUACAGAGGUGGGUACAGAGGUGGGUACAGAGGUGGGUACAGAGGUGGGUACAAAGGUGGGUACAGUGGUGGGUACAGAGGUGGGUACAGAGGUGGGUACAGAGGUGGGUACAGUGGUGGGUACAGAGGUGGGUACAGUGGUGGGUACAGUGGUGGGUACAGAGGUGGAGGUGGGUACAGAGGUGGGUACAGAGGUGGGUACAGAGGUGGGUACAGAGGUGGGUACAGUGGUGGGUACAGUGGUGGGUACAGAGGUGGGUACAGAGGUGGGUACAGUGGUGGGUACAGAGGUGGGUACAGAGGUGGGUACAGAGGUGGGUACAGUGGUGGGUACAGAGGUGGGUACAGAGGUGGGUACAGUGGUGGGUACAGAGGUGGGUACAGUGGUGGGUACAGUGGUGGGUACAGAGGUGGAGGUGGGUACAGAGGUGGGUACAGAGGUGGGUACAGAGGUGGGUACAGAGGUGGGUACAGUGGUGGGUACAGUGGUGGGUACAGAGGUGGGUACAGAGGUGGGUACAGUGGUGGGUACAGAGGUGGGUACAGAGAAUGAGCUCAAAACCACUGAGGCAGGUCUCCCAUCACAGAGGCAGGUCUCCCAUCACAGAGGCAGGUCUCCCAUCACAGAGGCAGGUCUCCCAUCACAGAGGCAGGUCUCCCAUCACAGAGGCAGGUCUCCCAUCACUGAGGCAGGUCUCCCAUCACAGAGGCAGGUCUCCCAUCACAGAGGCAGGUCGCCCAUCACUGAGGCAGGUCUCCCAUCACAGAGGCAGGUCUCCCAUCACAGAGGCAGGUCUCCCAUCACAGAGGCAGGUCUCCCAUCACUGAGGCAGGUCUACCAUCACAGAGGCAGGUCUCCCAUCACAGAGGCAGGUCUCCCAUCACAGAGGCAGGUCCCCCAUCACAGAGGCAGGUGUCCCAUCACAGAGGCAGGUCUCCCAUCACAGCAGCAGAGUCAGCCUCAGUUCUGCUUCGCUGCUGCAGGAUGCGGAUGUGAAGCGGAUGUGGAGUUGGCGAAAGCUGAUCAAUAA